Molecule: messenger RNA, 6168 nt
Organism: Ostreococcus lucimarinus CCE9901
Lineage: Eukaryota; Viridiplantae; Chlorophyta; Mamiellophyceae; Mamiellales; Bathycoccaceae
Exons: 1
Coding region: 1-6168 (2055 amino acids)
Biological process (GO): positive regulation of GTPase activity; small GTPase-mediated signal transduction
Molecular function (GO): guanyl-nucleotide exchange factor activity
Source: RefSeq, a predicted model, not a curated record
AUGACGACGUCGGGAUCGACGUGGCGCGCGAUACGACGGGGAGGAUCGAUGCACGCGCCGGCGACGGGGACGCGGCACGGGUCGAUGUCGUCCAACGGCGGGUCGUUCAACGGGACGAGCGGCGCGGCGGCGAACGACGGCGGCGGAGGGUUUCGAGCGGCGGUGAUCGAUGCGAACGAGAUCGACGCGCCGCACGUGGAAGCGUUGGUGGCGUCGAAACGCGCGCGGUGGUUGGCGCUGGAGAUGGGAGCGAACGAUGGGUGGGCGCGAGGGGCGGAGACGAGCGAACGCGCGAGGGAGCGAUACGACGAGGAGGAGGACGAGACGAGACAGACGACGUCCGCGUCGACGUCGACGUCGGGUGAGGGUGAGAGUGAUGCCGGUGCGAACGAUGAUGUCAGCGAAGAUGGGUCGCUGAUGCGUUUGUACGACACGGGCAUUCGAGGGACGCACCCGCUGCCCGGUUCGCUCGCGCUUCCGAAGACGCCGGCGAGCGCGUUGGGGAAAAUGCCCGCUGUUUCCUUGAGCGCGGCGACGCGCGAAAGGCAAACCGUGAGAUUCACGUUGGAAAUCGCGGAGAUUUACUUUGAAGUCGGGGCGCUGGAGACCAUCGAAGGGACGAUGGCGCUUUACGACGUACAAACGCGCACAAAGGUGAGCGAAAAUUUCCACUUCUCUUGGCCGAAUGCAAAACAGAGCACGAUCGCGGCGUUCACCGUACCCGCCGAGUCGCUCACGCUCAACAUUCGUCUUCUCGUACAUUUCACUCAUCUCGCCGCGGAUGAGGGUGGGAUCGAGGACAAGGUGUACACGUACAAGGAUUUGCGCAAGGCCAAGGUGCAUGCCGAGAAGGAGCGGCAACGCGUGCUCGGUAUGGAAGCGCUUCGUCAGCAUGAAGCGCAAGCGAGUCAAAAGUCAGCUGCAUCAGUGCACUCAUCCGACGGCAGCACUCAGUUAGCCGCGAAUGAGGUCGAGAACCCGAACAUUUCCAAGAGGCGGAACACGCUCGCGUGGGCCGUGCUGCCGAUUUUCGACGCGCGCGCGGGCGCCGCGCCGGACAGAGCCACACUACUCAGCGAAACGAAGUGUAGCGAGAUGUACCGUGUGAAAGAGGCUUACACCGAAUUCUCACUCAUGGAGGCGGCGAUCUCGAGCGGGACGAGCCACUCUUUGAAGUCUCACAAACCGAUUAGAUGCAAGCUGGUUUGUCUGUUGAAUCCGCUCGACGUGCCCGCGCCGGGCGCGGAGACGAACGCGUUUAAAUUCCCUCCUGGUUUAGUGCACGUCAAAGAAUUGCUUUCGUUUUGUCCUCGCACGCAAAAUGGUGAGCUCGAUUGGGAAACCGCAUGGGGUGGCGCCGUAGACGACGGUUUGUCGAGAGAUUUGUACGUGUACGUCAAGACGAUUGACAUCGGCAAACGACAAGAUCUUCGUGUGCGCAUGCAGCUCAGAGACGAUGAUUUAGACAUAGACGGUAGAGGAUUGCUCGCAUUUCCAUCACCUUGCGGGCGCGGACUUUGUCGCGAAAGUUGGACGGCGAUGAGUCGCUUGCGAUCAAAGGGGGGUGUUUUUUACCACGAGGCGCGAGUGCGUUUGCCGGUGCGAUUGAAUCCGUCACAUCACCUAGUGUUGAGUAUUUUUGGAGCACAGAGUGCCUCGACCGGCCUUUUUAGCGCUGGCGCUGGAGAAGAAGAAUUGCUCGGACACUCGGUCAUCAAUCUCUGCUCGCAACCAGAGACGUUAGCGUCGAAGAUUGCAAGUGCGACGACGCCCACGGGUGGCGAUUUAAGUCUCGUCGCCGUGCGCGAGCUCUUGCCGAAAUACUUGCAGUCGAACGUCCGAACGCACAUGCCGUACUGGGAAGAACGAAAAGAGUGUGUGCAUGUGAGACUUCGACUCGCAUCUACCAUGCACACGGGGGACGUUCACAUAGGCGCUCUCUUUGCCGCCUCUGCGGCGUGGUGCAACGCGCAAACGCCCGAAACGGAGGAUAAGCUACGAAUCGCUGUGAGCGAACUCUCUCUCGCGAGUGAUCGCGCAUUGAUUCAACACUUGCCCGCGAUAUUGAACUUGUUGGUGAGUUUGACGCUGCGAAUCGCCGAUCCAGAAGUAGAGAUGGACCAAACAGAGGAACAACUUAGCUCACGUUUGAGCAAGGAUUCGCGAAGAGAUGAUGAUGACGACGCAAUUUCCCUCGCCUCAGCCGCACUGAGCGACGAUUUGGCGGGCAGCAUCGAUACUAUCGCGAACAAACAGCAAUCACUCAUUUCGUCGCUUUCGAAGAACGAACGCGUUGAUGAAACUCAAGACAUCGGAACCUUGGCGUUCCACACCCUUGUGCGUGUCGUGGCCGCGGUUCAACGCGUCGACCCUGGCCCGAAGCCUGCCGUCGCCGGUGUCGUGAGUCAUAGUCCUCCUCUUGAAGCUUAUAUUACACUCGCCUUCGGUUCUCUCGAACGGUCGUCAAGCAAACAGUUGACAAAGUUACAAACGCUCGGGACGUCGCGAAGCAACGUCCCAGUGCACGCUGUCCUUGCCAAGCGAUAUUCAGCCGUGUUGGGAGCAAUACGAGAGUCUUACAUUCCUUACGAAGAGGCGUUGUCUAUGUCGUGGUUCUUUCUCGGUAUGAUAUACCGUGCCAUUGCGCUCGACCGCGCUCAGUCUCCGAGCGAUACGAUUUCUAUGGAACACGACGACGCGGCGCUAAGACAAGUUGUCGACAUCCUGUCGAAUGAAGUGAAGACUCGCGGCGAGCGCACGUCGCCCUCGAACGCCGAUCUCGAGCAGGCGAGAAAUCUGAACUGUGGGGUCGCCAUGUUCUUAACAGCGUUAUUCACUGUUCCCGGGAUCAAGAAGCAAAUGGACGGUGCGAAAGACGUCAAAACUCUGGGACGCGCUGGUCCGCUUGCGCCGUUGGCGACGACUCUCGCGGCGUUGCACGUCAAGAGUCUCGGCGAAGGCAACGCUGUGCACACAGCGUUGUUGCGCGAGUUCUUCGAUACUCUGUGCGCAUCACCGGUGAUACUGGACAUCAUCACAGCAUCUGCCGUCUAUGAAGGUAAGAAUGGUUGGACUCAAGAGACGGCAAAGUUUAGCGCCGGUGACGUCCUCGUCAACGCCUUUACUGAUGCAAUGGAGUCAAAUUUGCUGACAAUCGAUCCCAUGCGACCGCACGGCGUCAAAAGAGCCGAAUGCGCGACUCGGAUUAUUGCGUCAGCACUCACGAGGCAUGCAUGGGAUCGCGCGUGGCAGUCCACGGGCGCACGUCGAUCCAUCGCCGCCGCGUACGCGCCGCUCCUGCGCUUACUCAUCGCGCAAUGUCAAACCAUUGAAACCCUACCCCUAGUGGCACGCAGAGACGCUUUGGUGAGCAUUCUCUCAUUAGCUCGCGAUUCCGACGCGAAUAAACUUUGGACUUGGCUCAGUGACGACGCCUCACGAAUGAAACACUUCGUGAGCAUCCUUUCGAUGGCGGCUAAAGACUUUGCCUACGAGCGCGACGAAAAGGGAGCGUGGUCGCCCGCCGGCCCGGUGUCCGUAGACGUCUUGGAUUCUCAAAUCGUUUCGGACAGACGCAUGGGCGCAGGUCAUCUAAACACAUGCGUGUACAUGAUCGUUUUGCGUCUGAUACGCGAAUGGCACGCGCGUGGUAGCUCGAAGUCGAACUGGGGCGUCAUACGCGUCGCGGCUCGAGCGAUGGGCUAUCGCAGCAAAGUUCCAGAUCCAAAUGAGACGGUGCAGAUCACGAGGUCUGUGUCAUUAUCUCCAUCGGAGUCGUUAUCGUUCGACGAUUUUGCCAGAGAAGGUACGCAGGGCGACGAGGAGUGUGAAGUUGAAUCGUUCAACGCGUUGGAGGGCGUCUUGGGCGUGAUGCUCGCUAUUUUAUCGAGGCCGCAGAGCGCUGCCGCUUGGAAAUUGUCGGCGCCAAUUUUGAAUUCACUCUUAAGAGAACACAGAAAGGUGCUCAUGGCGUCGUUGCACCAACGUAAGGAUAAUGUUCCGAUAGAAGAUUAUCCACCGAAGCCCGCGAAGGCACCAGGAGUAAGUCCGUACGCAUUUUUACAAGGUGCCGCCAUCGCGGUGUUCAAAGCCGCGGCGCGUCCACCGCCCACGCGUGAUCUCGCAGUGGCAAGUUUACGAACGAUGCUCGAGGCCGCUGUGGAUAUCUUUGGUACGAGUGAACAACUGUGUCCGACGCUGAUUUACGCCAUGCAUGCCGCGUUCUUUCCGUUGAGACCCAUUUCAUGCGCAGAUGGUGUGGCAAUUUCCUUGGAGGCUCUCAAAUCCGGCAACGAGGUGAGCCCGGCGGGUUGGAACAACUCGGUCAAGGAAACGCUGCAAACGCUUCAGUAUGCGGAGAUCUGCAUUCGAAAAUUAGCAAACGCGACGAUGAAUCCAAGUUCGAUGUUCGAUGUAUCGUGUGCGGUUGAGCUCGAGUCAUCGCUUGCGCUCGCUCUCAAGUCUUCUCCCGCGGCGCACGUCAAGGUGUUGCAUUCGUUGUCAAAUAGACUCGCCGCGAACGAGCACUGGGUGGAAGCCGCGGAAGCAUCGACGGCUGCUGGCAUCAUCGCUAUGCAAGCUUUCUCAAUUGCCGCUCCUACGUUGUGUGUGUGGUUCGAUCACGAUGUGCAGUCAUUGCGAGACUCAUUCUUUGCUUUACCCGACGGCGCAUCGCCAGUUCCUGCUGUCGCCGGCAUCCGCUGUGGCACGGAAGAAAUCAGCGAGGCACAAAUAUUAACUCAUCUAUCUCGAGCGGUGGACUUGUUUACCAAGGGUGGUCACCUCGAAGCUGCAAUCCGCGUCAACGAAACCGCGCAAAUCGCAUGGGAGACGCACAGACAGUUUGAUUCGCUGAGCGAAUCACACGCCAUGAUGGCUGAACUUUUCCGCCGUCUCGACGCGACAUCUGGCGUUGGCGAUCCCAAGCGCUACGAAUGGGACAUCACGAGUAAACCACCACCUGAGUCGGCGACAUUUUGGCGUAUACGUCUACUCGGUGAUGUGUGGGAUAAAAUGCAAGGUUUGGAGUGGGUCUAUCGCGAGAGCCAAGAUCGAACGCUCGGCGACAUGAAUAAAAAGAUCAUCUCGCAACUUUCGCCGUAUCUUCCUUCAGGUACACGCGUCACGGCAAUGUCAACGAAUGCAGAAAGUGUGAUCGAAGAAGGAUGUGCCGGUGUGCAAAUAACAGCGGUGCAGAGAGACUUAGAGUCGAUUAAUCAAGCCGCCAUUGGUGGCGGCGUUGGCGGCACUGGUUUCACACGGUGUGGGCGGUUCAUGUUUGACACUCCAGUUUUGUUCACCGAAGACGGUGAGGUCAGUCAAGGGCAAGGUGCAGUCGUCGCAUCCCUUCGUUAUCAAGGACGACGCCGUACGAUUAUCACGGUCGAUGGGCAGUUCCCAAGUCUUCUCCCCCGUGCGCCCAUUAUUGACACCACUGUCGAAGAAAUGAACCCGUGUCAGAGCGCGAUUCAAAUGCUCGAGGAGCAAACCAUCGCGUUAUUAGCAGCGGCGCACGCUCGUAGACCUCACGCUGAGCUCUUACAAAGGUUACUACAAGGAUCUCUUGCGGCUGGCGUGAACGGCGGCGUACCGUCGUUGAUACAUUCAUUUUUUCGAACCGAAUUGCCGAGCGCGGUAGCGUAUCAUGGUGAAGCGAUGCGUGAGGCUGAAUUUUUGACGCCUGCGCGCGCUGUCGAAGUUUCGCCAGAAACACCGACUCCAUCAUCGCGCCAUUCGACGCCGAGGUUACCGAUGAUUCACCACAAGCGAGGCUUGAGUGAAAAUGCCGUCCCCAUGGGUGCCGGCAUUCCGCUCGACACGCCGACGAGCGCAUCGUAUCCGACGCCAUCACCGAGCGCAAAAGCACCACCACCGUCUCCAGCCUCGGUCGCAAAAUCAGUGCUAAUAACGCCCAUCUCUACAACAACGCUAUCACCGAGCACGCCGGCGCCACCACUAUCGAGAUCAGAUAGCCUGGGGUUAGUGCAAGCGCUUUGGAAACUUUACCGAGCGUGCGUGAAAGUUUUUGAGACACACCAAAAGCUGGAGCAAGCGGAACAUUUGGAGCGGUUGUUCGAGAGCGCGAUUCAAGAUUUGCGCGUAAGCAUCGAAUCAGUGGAAAAUGACUUGGAGUUCGAAGAAGCUACGGACGAGAUCGCGUCGCCGUAG